AUGCCUCAAUUACCCACCAAAAACUGCGGCGUCUUGGGCUGCACCGGCUCGGUGGGCCAGCGCUUCAUCCUACUGCUCCAGCAGCACCCAUCCCUCCGUCUCGUGGCCGUUGGCGCCUCUUCGCGAUCGGCCGGCAAAAAGUACCGCGACGCCGUCAGAUGGAAGCAGUCGAACCCAAUCUCCCCAGAAGUCGGAGACCUGGUGGUGCGUGAGUGCAAGGCGAGCGAGUUUGCCGACUGUGACAUCGUCUUCAGCGGCCUCGACAGCGACGUUGCCGGCGAGAUUGAAAAGGAAUUCCAACAAGCGAACCUGGCCGUAUUCUCCAACGCGAAGAACUACCGUCGCGACCCACUCGUCCCGCUCGUCGUUCCCACCGUUAACCUCGACCAUCUAAGCCUGAUCCCGCAUCAGCGCAAGAUUCAUGGCUUGCAGAAAGGUUUCCUCGUGUGCAACAGCAACUGCGCCGUCAUCGGCCUGGUUAUCCCGUUUGCCGCGCUACAGGGGCGCUUCGGCAAGAUCGAUACCGUCUCGGUAGUGACGAUGCAGGCCGUAUCGGGUGCAGGGUAUCCUGGCGUGAGCAGCAUGGACAUUAUCGAUAACGUGGUACCCUUUAUUCAGGGGGAGGAGGACAAGCUCGAGACGGAAGCACAGAAGAUUCUGGGCAGCAUCAACGCUGAUGCGACCGCCUUCGAGGAGCAAAAGACGCUGCGCGUGUCGGCAGCGUGCAACCGGGUCCCCGUGAUGGAUGGCCACACAGCAUGCGUAUCGCUGCGCUUCGCCCAGCGCCCUCCGCCGACGGCAGAGCAAGUGAAGGAGGCCAUGCGCACCUACGUUUCCGAGGCCCAGAAACUUGGCUGCCCGUCAGCUCCUGAGCCGCCUAUCAAAGUUUUUGACGAGCCUGAUAGGCCGCAGCCUCGCCUCGACCGCGACUUGUCGAAUGGCUACACCGUGAGUGUUGGGCGUGUUAGGGAGGACGAGAGCGGUAUUUUCGACAUCAAGUUCGUCGCCCUAAGCCACAACACUGUCAUCGGUGCUGCAGGCUCGUCUAUCUUGAAUGCCGAAGCUGCGAUAUUGAAGGGGUUUGUGUAGUAAAUGUAUGAGAAGAAGUUCAUGGUUCGACUCGCCCACUCUAUCAGGCGAAGAGGGAGGAGAGGGCCGCAGCUAGGCCCCACUGGAUCGGCUUUCGUCUCCCCGCUUAAGCAUGGUCCAACAGAUAUAAAUAGCGGUAACGCACUAGUAAAUUGACCUCAAACGCGUUUGAAAAUAUUCAAUGCGUUUCGCAAAUCACUUACACAACGCAUUGUACCUAGUCAGAGGUCAUUGGGCCUUGCUACUCAGACAGAGACUUGUCUCGCCAAAGUACAUUCUCACAGGGGUAUGUUUGACAGGUUUUCGUUCCCGUCGAUGUCGGAAGCGGGAUACAAUAUCAUUGGUGG
Molecule: messenger RNA, 1436 nt
Organism: Canariomyces notabilis
Lineage: Eukaryota; Fungi; Ascomycota; Sordariomycetes; Sordariales; Chaetomiaceae
Product: aspartate-semialdehyde dehydrogenase
Exons: 3
Coding region: 1-1089 (362 amino acids)
Biological process (GO): L-threonine biosynthetic process
Molecular function (GO): protein dimerization activity; NADP binding; aspartate-semialdehyde dehydrogenase (NADP+) activity
Source: RefSeq, a predicted model, not a curated record